Molecule: messenger RNA, 3654 nt
Organism: Acanthoscelides obtectus
Lineage: Eukaryota; Metazoa; Arthropoda; Insecta; Coleoptera; Chrysomelidae
Source: the annotation of a GenBank genome assembly
UCCACACUGAGCAUUCUCGAACCCAUUAUAAUUACUCUGAGCAACGUCUUGAGACCGACACCCACGCGGAUCGCGUUCGCUGUUGCUCGCGCACAUGAAUAUACAGGGUGAGCGUACGCGCAUAGCCGUUUACACUUUAGCAUUCGCGGUGGAUUAGUCAGUGCGUGCUCAGAUCUAAACGCACCUUAAGAUACCAUAAUUUUUACCCAUGCCUGUGCCAAUUCUUUUACCGUACGAUAUUUGCGUACCUUGGUGUUGGUAGCGCUGAACGUCUGUUAGUGACAGGACACAGAACUGUCACUUGAAGUGACACGUGCAUGACAUUUCCAUAUUUUUGAAAGUAUACAAAUCGUAUAUACUUUCUAGUUUUUAGCUGUAAAUUUAUAUCACAAAUCACUAGCUACAUUGAGAUGGUUGUUGAGGAAGAAAAUCAUAAUAAUGAAGAGAAAUCCAAGAAAGUUGAACAAGUAAAGCCUUUCACUCUGGAAAUAUUAAAAUUAAUUAAAGACUGCCAACAACAACAUGGAUUGCGGCAUGGUGACUACCAACGGUACCGAGGAUACUGCUCGCGUAGAAUUAGCAGGUUGCGUAAGGUACUCAAAGUCCCGCAAGGGGAUAAGAAACACUUCAAGAAGAGGGAUGUAACAGAAGCCCAUGUUAUGAACUCUAGAGCUGAUGAGAGAUUCUUGCAUAUACCACUGAUGUUAUCAGAGAGAUGCUGGGCUUAUGCUAUGCAACUGAGACAGGAGGCCAACACAGAGCCUAGGAAAAAGUUCCAUCUGGUGCAAAAGUUGAGAAAGGCUUGUGUCUUUGCUUUGCAGUUGGAUGAACUGUGUAAGGUGGACAGAUGUGAUGCAAGAACUAGGCUUGAGUCCCAAGCAUAUGUGUCUUGGAUUCAUGGCACUUUGCAAUUUGAACUGCAGCUAUGGCAGAAAGCCGCAGAAAAUUUCAAGCAAGCACAAAUUAUUUAUGAAAAACUAGCAUCUGCUUUGCCAGAAGAAGACCAAAUUCCUUACAAGCAAAGAGUGGAAGAAAUAGCUCCGAGUCUUAGAUAUUGUGCUUAUAAUAUUGGAGAUGAGAAGGCUGUGGACUUGUUAGAAUUGAGAAGCCAAGGUGUGCUGGAAACAUUUGAUGCUUUAGUGUCUCAAACCAAGGAGAAAACAGCAGCUGUACUACAUGAAGUCCUUUGGUUUGGCAUGAAGAUUCCAAUCAGAGUUGAACGAAUCCGUUUAUUCUUGGUUAGCAUUGAAGGCCUUGAUGACUCUUUAAAGCAUGCUGAAGACAAUCAGGCGAGAAUAAAGAUCCUAGAGAACUUGUUUAUUGAUCUGCGUGAUGUCAUUUCUCUGGCUAGAGACAGCGCUCGCACUGAAAAGCAAGAUCAGCUGCUUCUCUCAUACUUGUUAAGCAUCAGAAUAGAACGUACCUCACAGCGUAACUUGCUGCUUAUCAUGCAGACCAGGAAGCCUCAGGAUUGCGUCCGUCUCUUGGACAUCAACAUCCAACAGACUACCGAGUUGACCCAAAACGAGUCUAUUAAGGAUAAUGUAGAUGCCUAUAGGUACUAUGAGGGACAAUUGCGAGGUUAUCGCACGUUGAGGUCGUACUAUUUAGGCAAGGUGCAGGUUGCUCAGAAGAAGUGGAAGGAAGCAGCUGUGCUGUUUGAUUCAUCUUUUGAAACUGUUAAUAAGAUUAAUACAGCAAACUAUAUCUCAGAGUUGAAGGAACUUCUACAAAAAAUUAAGGACAAUGCUGCAGUGGAUACAGUUAACGCUCAGGCCAACUUUGUAUUGGAUCAGGAUGACCAACAGGGCAUCCAACUACCUCAGAAAGUCUACAAAAGUAAGAAGCCACUUGUGGAAAGAUUGGAUGAGUUCAGAGAGGAGCCCCAAUUGCUCUCCAAAAAUCCGAACCUUGUUCCGGUACCUCCGGCUAUGGAGCCAGUACCGGCCAAGCCACUGUUUUACGAUUUGGCACUUAAUUUUGUGGAGUUUCCCGAUUUGUCAGAAAAACUGGAAGGAGGACAGCCUAAGAAGCAACAAGGGGCUGGUAUAUCUGGAUUUGUUAAAGGGUUGUGGGGAUGGGGUAGCAAGAAGUAAAUUGUUUGUGUAUGGCAUAUUAAUUACAGCACUUUGAAAACAAUGUUUUUAAAUAUAUACUAUAUCUUAUAUCUACAAACAUCUUAGAAGUAGCAUAUAAUUCAUACAAUAAUGUCAUCUGUGUUUUAAAGUUUGUUGGUCUUCCUUUCUUACUAUUACCAGCCACUUUUAUGUGACACUGAUGCUACAAGCUACAAUAAAAAACAACAGUUUGUAAUGACAUAUUUAUUUUCACAAAAAAUCAUUUUAAAAUCGAAUAUUUUAACACAAAAGAAAUUUUAUAAUACUCGACUAUUUAAAAAUGUUUUAUAACACAAAAUGUUUCUAACAAUAAGUACGUAACAAUAGUUUUUAAAUGCAAAAAUGCAGGUAAAGAUAUCACAAUAAAAGACUUGAAGUAACAGUUUGGCCUUACAGGAAGCUUCAUCAUAACUCUUUCUCCAUGAAUAUCUCUUCUGAUUUAUCCUUCAGGUAACUAUAGAGUAUUUGUUGUUAGUUUUUCAGUAUAUAAAAAUAUUUUGAUACUAUACUAUUGCUACUAUAUUUUUAUAAAAGUAUAUGUAUAGGGCGAAUUUAAAUUACUUUUAUCAAGGGAUACAAAUGUUAAAUGUGACAAAAUAAGCUAGGAUAUGUAUUGGACAAUAUACAAUUUUUACAACUAGGUGCUGUUCUGAAGAUCGCAUAAACAAAGAACCCGGCAACACGCCUAUGAGAAAAGUGGUUUUGGUUAAUUUCGAUGAUUUUUUUGUUAUUCGUUUUGGCGUCCUUAAGGAAUGUACUAUUAGUCUAAUCAUAUUAGAUGAAAAUACCCCUGGUUUGCGAAAUAAUUGUAAAGUCUGGUUUUAUUGAUGCAAGUUGUUCAAGGGGGUAUUUUAAUGAUGGACGCAUAAAAUGGAAAACCUUUUUAUUCAACAACAAAGAAUGAGAAAAGGUUUUUUUUUGAGAUUCAAUGGAAAGUGUUGGCAGGAAAGAAAAAACUCUUCAAAUAAGAUUUUUAGGUAUUUAUGAGACCCACAGAAUGAGACCACACGUAAAAAGAUCCGACUAAUAGUAAAAAAGUUAUGUCCGAAAACCGAGGCAAGAUGCAGGUUUUCACACUUGGUAAUUCGACGAUAGUUUCAUGCAGAUACUUGAAAUUAUUCAAUUUCGUAGGCUUUAUACUUAUAAAUAAAGACAACAGAAUUGGAGUCGAUUGGUCAAGUAGCUUUUGCGAAUUUAAUUAAAAACAAGCACAAGCUGUUGUACACUUGUUGCGGACCCGUUUUGUAGCUGUACGUGUUGCUCAAUGGCACCGUGAGUUUAAUGGCCUGUGCCCAUAUGGACAUUUGCUAAGGACGACAAGAUGCAUAACUAAAAAGAAUCAGCGUUAUCAACCGAAAUAACUUUUUCUCAUAGGCGAGUUGCCGGGUGUUUUCUGAUAUAAUUUAACGACAAAAACCGUUCUAUUAAAGAUAUAUUUGUAAUUCAAAGUUGUCAUAAAUUCUGUACAACUUAUCUUUUUAAUGAGUGUGAAUUCUAAUUGAUAUAAAUUUAAGUAUUAUUUGUUCGCCUAAGCCUU